UUGUCCCACAGGCUCUUGUGGCGGCCGAGAUAAGAGACCGUGCAAAGGCCUUUGAACCACAAAGCUUUCAUGACAAGUUCAACUGACCUUUUAUUUUCCAUUUUGAAAUGAAAGCUAGCCAUUUCGUUGCCUUUAUAACCGACACAUGCGCUCCCAGUUUAUACCUGUGCCUUUGAGCUCUUUGUGGUGGUGGUCGGCUCAAACGCAGGUCUGAUGUUGCAGGUUGUUUAGGGUUUUCUUUUUUUAUAUCUGCAUCCCCCUCCUCUUUCCCAUCCAUUUGCAUGGUAACACUUCGCCAGCCAGCUGCUGCUGCCUGGUCCUUCCUUCAUGUUGAAUUCUAAUCAUUACUUUCAAAGGAAAGCGUCACCUAAGCUCCUUUAUCAAGUGUUUGAUAAAGGCUGGGAGGAGGCAAGCCGCUGUCCGACACCCACUCAGACCCUCCUCUUCUUAAGACUUGAGCUCUGGAAACGGGGAGCUCUUUCUGUCUGUAGCCCACUUCUUUGAGUCUGGACCAAGCAGGACAUGGAGGAUGAAGCCAAGAGGUCCAGUCCAGAGAUCCCCACUGAAAGCCCAGAGUCUUACCUUAUCUCAGCUGAGUGAUCAGGAUUGGCUGCUCCUUUGCAGCCAGGUUGGCGAUGUGGGAAAUGAUCUGCCGUCGGUGGAAAUAACGGGGUCUGUUGUGGGGAAAAACUACGACAGAUGUAGCUGUGCGUGUGCUGAUGUUCCCCAACAUUCGGUCUCUGGUUUUCAGCAUCAGUCCAAGCAGGCCACAGUCUGUGACGGCAUUACAAAGAAGAGAAAUUCGUCAUCCCAUCACUCGCAGUUUGUAGACACACACCUUUUAGCUACUCACAGGGUUUUAACACCAGAGCUUUGCAAGCCUGCAGUGAACUGCCCACAAGAUAAUAUCCAACCUGAUCAAUUCAGCCCCAAAAAGCAGCCCUGCAACCGUUUUAAGCUCAAAGACAGCAGCCGAGCAUCUCGUUCAAAUUUAUUUAACAUUCCUAUGAACUCCACUGACUGUUCCAAUACCAAUGCAAAGCUGCAGAAGCAGCCUGCGGUCAGCGCUCACAUUAACUGGAGGGAGCUGUUUGGAAAAGAGCCGCCGGUCAUCCAGGAGCAUCAAAAGGCAAAAGCCGCCUCCUCGGUACCCAGUGACCAAACCAAAUCACCAGGAGAUCCAACCUUUGUGCUGAAGAGCCGCCAUCUUCCAUACAGCCGCCAGAGCAGCUGUCAGUGGGGAAAGAGGUCAACGACGCCGGUCAGUCAGAAAAGCAUCAAGUCUUUCUCGGUCAGCCAGUGCAGCUCCUUUGAGACGCAGGGGUUGGUGGAGGAGAAAACAAGACAAAUUCAGACAACCCCUCAGCACCUCUGUGAAUCUAAACUGACCCUACCUACACACUCCCCUCCACUUCCUGACACCUCAGAAACUGUCAGCUCGAUAAACGGAGACGUGGUGCGCCCCUUCAGCAGCCACAGCACUUUGAGAUCGAGUCUCUUGGACCUUCAGGCCGGCCAACAGCUUCUCCACAGCGCCAUCCUAGAGGACGCCUUCUCCAAAGUUAUCAGGGAGGACUCCAGGAAGACCAGUAGCAGGAACCAGGUCAGACCGGAAGGCAGCGUCCCACAGAAGAAGACAAAGGACAUUAGCUACCGGCUGGGUCUGAGGAGGGCUCUCUUUGGGAAGCGAAAACAGUUGAGCGAUUACGCCUUGGUCUGUGGGAUGUUUGGAAUAGUUAUCAUGGUUAUUGAAACUGAGCUGUCGAGAGCCUUUUAUAGCAAGGAUUCCAUGUAUUCUUAUAUACUGAAAAGCCUCAUCAGCAUUUCUACAGCCUUUCUGCUUGGACUCAUUUUGAUGUAUCACGCAAGGGAAAUUCAGCUUUUCAUGGUGGACAAUGGUGCGGAUGAUUGGAGGAUAGCCAUGACCAUCGAGCGGAUCCUCUUCAUUGGCUUGGAGCUCGUCAUCUGUGCCAUUCACCCCAUUCCAGGCCAGUAUGUGUUUUCAUGGACAGCUCGACUGGCCUUCAACUACACCUCAACCCCGUCUGACGAUGACUUUGACAUCCUCCUCUCUGUGCCAAUGUUCCUGCGCCUGUACCUGAUUGGCCGGGUGAUGCUGCUCCACAGCAAGCUUUUCACAGAUGCUUCUUCACGCAGCAUCGGGGCGCUAAACAAGAUCAACUUUGACACUCGCUUCGUCAUGAAGACCCUCAUGACCAUUUGCCCCGGCACAGUACUGCUAGUCUUCAGUGUGUCCUGCUGGAUUAUCGCUGCUUGGAUUGUGCGCAUAUGUGAGAGCCAGGUGUCAUAUCUCAACAGGUAUCAUGACACACAGGAAGUAACCAGCACCUUCUUGGGAGCAAUGUGGCUGGUCUCCAUCACCUUCCUGUCCAUUGGAUACGGAGACAUGGUUCCUCACACCUACUGUGGAAAAGGUGUUUGCUUAUUGACAGGAAUUAUGGGGGCGGGCUGCACAGCCUUAGUGGUGGCUGUCGUUGCCAGGAAGUCUGAGCUCACCAGGGCCGAAAAACACGUCCAUAAUUUUAUGAUGGACACUCAGCUCUUGAAAAAGAUUAAAAAUACAGCAGCAAAUGUACUGCGGGCGACGUGGCUCAUUUACAAAAACACCAAGCUGGUUAAAAAAAUUGACCACGCCACCGUGCGACACCACCAGCGGAAAUUCCUGCAGGCCAUCCACCAGCUGCGAAGAGUCAAAAUGGAGCAAAGGAAACUAACUGAUCAGGCCAAUACAGUUGCUGACCUCGCCAAGACUCAAAACAUGAUGUAUGAUUUAGUGUCAGAGUUGCAGCAUCGAAGUGGCGAGCUGGACAGGAGGGUGGUGGCUCUGGAAGAAAAGCUGGACUCCCUCCUUCUCGACAUGCAGUCACUGCCUGUGGUGCUUUCCCAAGCAAUAACAAAGCUGCACAAGGAUUUCUUGGAUGAUUUAGCUUGCCGUGUUCACUUCCUCUCAUCCUCCUUGAGCACUGACUGCUGCUCAGCACCUCCUAAGCAGCACUGUCCGGGGUCCACCCCCAUGGAUAAAACAUACAGCUGACCAGCCUCACUGCUUUUUUAGGCUGAGUUUUUUUUUCAGGAUUUUUAAAACAUGUUUUCUUAUGUAUAGAAUUUUUGAAGUAUCCAUUAAAAGUGGGAGAAAAGGUUCUUUCAUCACAAAAUUUGUAGUGCAGGAAUUUGUUUUAUAUCAAAUUAAAAGACCCAUUCCAAUCAUCUUUUGAUCUAGGACUGUUGGUGGAGAGUCAGCCUGCUCUCAUUUCCCAUCAUCCCUUUGUUUAAACUCUCCCCCACUAGCUUACAGCCCCUCACAACUCUAAGCUAACAUUACCAGUUCAACAAAAUUGGCAAGUAAUA
Oryzias melastigma (Indian medaka) is the source of this 3369-nucleotide messenger RNA. It is a transcript of the gene kcnn1b, whose product is annotated as potassium intermediate/small conductance calcium-activated channel, subfamily N, member 1b. The record is from RefSeq and is a predicted model, not a curated record. NCBI's taxonomy places the organism in Eukaryota, Metazoa, Chordata, Actinopteri, Beloniformes, Adrianichthyidae. Gene Ontology annotation, molecular function: calmodulin binding; small conductance calcium-activated potassium channel activity. Gene Ontology annotation, biological process: potassium ion transmembrane transport. Gene Ontology annotation, cellular component: neuron projection; neuronal cell body; plasma membrane.